AUGCGCACUUUCUCCGCAUCGCUUGUUCUUGCCGCUCUCGUCGCAGGCCCGGCUAUCGCUGCCCCGCUCACGUCUCGCAACGUGAACGUCAAUCAGGAUGGUCCCCACUUCAUCCUACCGCGCUCGCAGGGCUUGCAGUCGUCGCAGUCCUCUCAGCCUCUGCAAUCUGCGUCGGCCUCGCCAGAGCCAUCGAUUGAGCUGCCGCUCAACUUCCAGCCAAUCGGCCCUGCAGUUACGGUGUCGAAGCGCGAACCUGUACAGCCUGUCUCGUUCAUACCUGUUGGCGCCGCUCUCGAUGGCACGAACUCGGCUCCGCCUGCGGACACAGCCCCCGCAGACACAGCUGUAGAGACCGCAUCUGCAUCUGUGUCUGCGCCCGCUUCAACGUCGACCGGAACCCCCGUGGGCACGCGUCCCGUCUCGUUCAUUCCCGUAGGCGCCGCACUCGGCGGCAACACGAAGCGCGAGCCUGUUCAGAGCCCACCCAUCGUCUCCCCCGGCACCUUCGGCGGUGUCCCCCCUGCGUCAUCCUCUGCAACCGAGUCUGCCCCAGCCACCUCGCAGUCCGCGUCCACAGGCGUGCGCCCGGUCUCGUUCAUCCCGGUGAAUGCCCUUCAAGGCGAGGCCGCGUCUAAGCGCGCCAGCACUAUCCAUUCGGUCUCGUUCAUCCCGGAGGGAGCGCUCGAGGGCAAUGCGAAGCGCAUCGUCGAUCCCAUCAAGCCGCUUCCCGUCAACUCGCCCAUAGACUACGCUGGUGCCCAGAAGCGCGAGCCCGUGCACCCCGUCUCCUUCAUCCCGGUUUCGGCUUUGACUGGCGCGCAGAGGAAGGCCAGGCGCCAGGAGGCUUCUACUAUCCCGCCCGCCGGCUCUGCACCUGGCACUGUCCCUGCGACUGUCACCUACUCCGCUGGCCAGUCGGACGGCCCGAUGAUGUGCAUCUUCAGAGAGGACGGCUCUGUCGUCGCCAUGCCCGCUGCGAGCGGCACGGUCUAA
Peniophora sp. CBMAI 1063 is the source of this 993-nucleotide messenger RNA. Lineage: Eukaryota; Fungi; Basidiomycota; Agaricomycetes; Russulales; Peniophoraceae. The record is from the annotation of a GenBank genome assembly.